Messenger RNA from Trichoderma harzianum CBS 226.95, 5349 nucleotides. RefSeq lists its product as hypothetical. Lineage: Eukaryota; Fungi; Ascomycota; Sordariomycetes; Hypocreales; Hypocreaceae. The record is from RefSeq and is a predicted model, not a curated record. Gene Ontology annotation, cellular component: mating projection tip; cell division site. Gene Ontology annotation, molecular function: small GTPase binding; actin binding. The transcript is spliced from 2 exons. Bases 1 to 5349 code for a protein of 1782 amino acids. Gene Ontology annotation, biological process: mitotic actomyosin contractile ring assembly; barbed-end actin filament capping; actin filament bundle assembly.
AUGUCGUCCGCUGCCGAUAAGUCAAGGCAGUCUUCUGGCGGCAGAUCCCUCUUCUCCAGAGGCAAGCACCGCGCCGACAAGCGCUACACCGACAUCGAUCCCAAGAGCUCCUCAGAUCAGUUCGAAACGGCGUCCAUAAUUUCUUCGCGCUCCUCGCGCCACAAGCGGGAGUCGUCGUCGAUUUCGAUCGACCAACCCAGUUCUCCUGAUGCUGGCAUCAACCAGAUGGCGGGUGUGAUCACGUCCAUCCCCUACGACGUCCCGCCAGGCUCCCGCUCGCCAGCCGCUCACGAGUUCAUCCCCAAGCCCGACAACGUACCGCAGCGCCGCGAGCCUGUGCCUCAUCAGCUCAACCUCAGCGGCUUCGAUUACCACCAGUAUCCGUCCAUCGAUCCGUCCGCCAUGUCUUCCUCCCACCCCCACACCUCGGCGCGCCCGGGCACCUCGUCCAACAUGUCCAUCAACAACAUCACCAUGGCCACCACCGGCAAGCAGGCCCAGUACCAGCAAUGGGGCCCCGGGCCUGCAGUCGGAGCUGUGCCUGGAGGCGGCCCGGCUCGCGGGAGCACGUCCAGCUCCGCGACCAACGGCUCGUAUCCCGUGCGGUACGACUCUUACCAGAACCCUCACUAUGGACGAUCCUCAGGCGAGAGCUUCAAUAACCCUUACGGCUCCGGCCAGGGCUACCUGAAUCCGGCAUCCGCCCGCUCCUCACACACAACGCUUGCGCCCUCGCCGCCUUUGAGCUCACAUCACCAGCCUCACUCGCCCCGCGAGUCUCACCGGUUAACCAAGAUGAGCGCCUACGGCCCGACCGCUCACGAUGGUUUCUACUUCCCCAAGCCUGAUGAUAACUACGUUGUCGAGCAGAUGUUUAUGCAGCUCAUGCAGAAGCGAGGAUGGCACAAUCUUCCCGAGCAAGCCAGGAGACAGAUGACGGCCUACCCCGCAGAGAAGAAGUGGACAUUGCUGCACCAGGACCGUCUGACGGAGUGGCAAGGAGAGCAGAAACGAAAGCAGACCGCCAGGGCCAAUCAGUAUGCCACACCCGACGUAACCACCUAUUCUGAUGAGGAGGGAACCCCCGAGUGGUAUGUCAGGAGGGUCAUGGAGGAUAAGCUGGAUGCGAAGGGUAUGGGGUCUCUCGAAGUCAACUUGAGAACACAGCAGAUUGGCUGGGUGAAACGAUUCGUCGAAUGUCAGGGUCAAGUGGCUCUGGUAACAUUGCUGCUCAAGAUCAACAGGAAAAAUGCCAACGGAGGGCCAGCUUCUGGAGCGAUCUCUGCACAGACGGAGAAGAAUUUGGAUCGCGAAUACGACAUUGUCAAGUGUCUUAAGGCCUUGAUGAACAACAAAUUCGGCGCCGACGAUGCUUUGAUGCAGUCAAAGGUCCUCCUGGCCUUGGCCAGUUGCCUUAUUUCAUCUCGACUUACCACGCGCAAGCUCGUCAGCGAAAUUCUGACCUUCCUCUGCACCUGGGGCACUCACGGCGAAGGACACUUGAAAGUGAUUCAGGCUCUGGACGAAGUCAAGACUCAAGUGGGCGAGAAUGGGAGAUUUGACGCCUGGAUGCGGUUGGUGGAAGUCACCGUCGAUGGGCGAGGAAAGAUGGGCAGUCUUGUGGGUGCUAGCGAUGAGCUUCGUACGGGAGGCAUCGGAAUGGAGAACCUACUGAUGGAAUACGCGGUUGCCACCCUGAUUCUGGUCAACAUGAUCAUCGACGCACCGGAAAAGGACCUCCAGAUGAGGGUUCACAUUCGAGCCCAGUUCCACGCCUGUGGCAUCAAGAGGAUCUUGACCAAGAUGGAGGGGUUUCAGUACGAACUACUAGACAAGCAGAUUGAUCGGUUCCGCACCAACGAGGCCAUUGAUUAUGAGGAUAUGCUCGAGCGUGAGAACAGCAGUGUGAAGGAUAAUAUCGAGGGAGAUGCCAAGGACUUGACCGACCCGAUUCAAAUCGCAGACACGAUCCAACAGCAGCUACACGGAACCAAGACGCAUGACUAUUUCGUAUCCGCGCUUCAGCACCUCAUGCUCAUCCGAGCCAACGAUGGUGAAGAGCGACUACGCAUGUUUCAGCUCGUCGAUUCGAUGCUCAGCUAUGUGGCCAUGGACCGACGCCUACCCAAUAUGGACCUCAAGCAGAGUCUCAACUUCACGGUUCAGAGUCUGCUGGACAAGCUGCAUACCGAUUCUGAAGCUCGGCAGGCACUCGAUGAGGCGUUGGAGUCCCGACAGAUUGCCGAGGCCGCCAUGGCGGAGCGAGAUGAGAUGAAGGCAAAGUUGGAGCUCGGAGCCGAUGGCCUCGUGGCCAAAUUGCAGAGGCAGCUAGACGAACAGUCUCGGUUCAUUGAGGCUCAGAGGCGCCAGGCAGACGGCCUCAAAGGCGAAUUAAAUAACAUUCAAAGCGUCCGAGCCAAGGAAGCGCAGCGCUAUGAGCUUGAGACAAGAGAGCUGUAUCUGAUGCUGCGAGAUGCCCAGGACAUUGCAGCAUCUAAUGCUGUUAAGGCCAGCAGUGGCAAGCCCGGCAAAGAAACCAGCUCAGCUCAGAUGCAAGGUAUUCUUGACCGUGAACGCCUCAUGGAGCGUCUGCAGAAGCAGCUAGAGCGACAAAAGACCCAGUAUAAGCUAGAAGGCAGAAUUUGGGGAGACUCAGAUGGUCCCUCCGAUCGCCUCCGUGCCCUCAGAGAAGCCAUGGAUGGCGACGGGGAACCAGGCACCCCCCCUGGUGGCGGCACGCCACCUCGCGACUUCACUAACAGUGUUCUCGGAACCAUCCAUCGUGGUCGGAGAGCGUCCAAGCGACCGGCUAAGCUCGAGCAGCAUGCUAUUGACGAAGAUGAUGUCGAGAUGGAUGAGGAGGGUGUGGUUAUCGAGCGCCCGAGAAUCAUCGAGAUGAGACGACCAGUUGUCGAUGCAAAGCAGCAGGCACAGCUUCUCGGCGAGAUCGGUUCCAAGGUCAAGAAAUACGAGGGCAGCGAUUCCGAAGCCGACGAGGGCGCAACUACCGGCCCAUCCCACCCAAGCAUGGAGUCGUCAUCCCCCAUUACUCCGGCAGAAGGCGAGGCCCCCAAGGUCGAGAUCACCGCUGCCGGAGGACCCCCGCCGCCGCCGCCUCCGCCUCCUCCCCCGAUGCCCGGUCAACUGCCCGGCGUUCCACCUCCUCCGCCUCCUCCUCCACCUCCACCGAUGCCGGGCGCGUUCCCCGUUCCCCCACCUCCUCCACCUCCUCCACCUCCGCCCCCUAUGCCCGGUGCGAUGGGAAUGCCACCACCUCCCCCGCCUCCGCCGCCCAUGCCUGGUGUCGGAGGUAUGGCACCGCCUCCACCACCGCCUCCUGGCAUGCCUGGCGCUAUCUCCGGUCACUACUUGCCUCAGACACCCGCCUUCUCCGCCUCGCCUUCUGUUGGCUUGCCAGUGAUGCGGCCUAAGAAGAAACUCAAGGCUCUUCACUGGGAGAAGGUUGAUACCCCUGAGACCAGUCACUGGGCUGCUCACGCUCCCUCUGCCGAGGAACGAGAACAGAAGUACAAUGAGCUUAGUCGCAGAGGAAUUUUGGAUGAAGUCGAGAAGCUUUUCGUGGCCAAAGAAAUCAAGAAGAUUGGUGGAUCUGGCGGCAAGAAAGAUGAUAAGAAACAGCUUAUAUCGUCCGACCUUCGGAAAGCAUUUGAAAUCGCUUUUGCCAAGUUCUCUCAGUACUCGGUUGAAAAGAUUGUGCAGAUGAUUAUCCAUUGCGACGACAUCAUCAUCACAAAUCAGGGAAUCAUGGACUUCUUGUCAAAGGACGACAUGUGCAACAUUAACGACAACGUCGCCAAGCAAAUGGCACCCUAUAGUACUGACUUGACAGGGCCAGACGCCAAGAACCAAACGCGUGAACAGGAUCCCGAAGAGCUCACGCGACAGGAUCAGAUGUAUCUGUAUACGGCAUUUGAACUUCAUCAUUACUGGAAGAGCAGAAUGAGGGCGCUUGCUCUAACGCAGAGUUUCGAAUCAGAUUAUGACGAGAUCAGUGCGAAGAUGCAGGACGUUGUCGCUGUCUCCGAGUCAUUGAGAGAUUCGGUCGCACUUAUGAAUGUCCUUGGUCUCAUCUUGGACAUUGGAAACUACAUGAACGAUGCCAACAAGCAAGCGCGCGGUUUCAAGCUUAGCUCGCUCGCUAGACUGGGCAUGGUCAAGGAUGACAAGAACGAAUCGACGCUGGCCGAUCUUGUGGAGCGUAUUGUUCGAAACCAGUAUCCUGAGUGGGAGAGCUUCGCCGACGACAUUACUGGUGUCAUCACGGCACAAAAGAUUAACAUUGAACAGCUUCAAGCCGAUGCCAAGAACUACAUUGCCAACGUGAAGAAUGUGCAAAUGUCCCUGGACAAUGGUAACUUGAGCGACCCCAAGAAGUUCCACCCCCAGGAUCGCGUCGGUCAAGUCGUUCAGAGAGUUAUGAAGGAGGCCAGAAGGAAGGCGGAGCAGAUGCAAGUCUACUUGGAGGAGAUGAUGAAGACUUACAAGGACAUUAUGUUGUUCUACGGAGAAGAUCCCGCAGACGAGAAUUCCCGGAGGGACUUCUUCACCAAGCUAGCCGGCUUUUUGCAGGAAUGGAAGAAGUCGCGCGAGAAGAACGUUUUGUUGGAGGAGACAAGGAAGCGCAACGAAGCCUCCAUGAAGCGCAAGCAUGCGCAGACGAAAGCGGCCAGUCUCUUGGCAGACAAUGGACCCGCAUCGCCAUCGAGCACUGGCGCCAUGGACUCACUGCUCGAGAGACUUCGAGCAGCAGCGCCGCAGGCACGGGACCAGAGAGACCGUCGCCGUCGUGCCCGCUUGAAGGAUCGCCACCAGGUCCGUGUGGCCUCUGGGCAGCAAAUAAACGAUCUCGACGAGAUACCAGACAUCGAGACCAACUUCUCCAAGUCUGAGCCAACAAUUGACGAAGACGGAGAUUCGCAAACACCCGUUUCACUGCCUCCUCCCUCGCGAGAUGGCAAUAAGGAGGAUGAUCUGGCUGACCGAGCAGCGGCACUACUGCAAGAUGUGCGCGGAGGCGAUGGAAACGACGAGGCGGAUGUCGAGAGGAGAGAGACGAUGAGAAAGGCGAGGAGGCAGACGGCAGAGGAGGAACGGAGGGCAAGAAGAAGACGGAGGGAGAGGGCCUCCAGCACAGUAGACGGAGCUAAGGAUGAGUCUUCUAUUUUAUCGGUAUCAGAGGAUAUCCCACCCACGCCAACACUUGACGUGCCGAAGCAAGAGGAGGAGGCUACAACGCCGACGACACCGGAAGUAAAGGCAGAUUCGAAGGAGGAAGAAAACGCUGGCCAAGACGGUAGGCCGGAGGAAUCCGAGAAGAUACAGGAGUAA